CGGUGCGUGACUCAUCUAGACUCGUUCAUUGAGCACUGGUCCAUUGAGAGGCGCUCGCGCUCAUUACUGCUCCGCCGGCCCGGCCUGCGCACACGCAUAGCGCGCUGCUCGCGAACGGACUAUACACCGACGCACUGCCUACGUUAUGUUGCCUCUCGCCUCUCGAUACAAUAUGGAGAGCUUUUCGAAAUCGUGCAUCUGGCUCGUUGCAGCGGCACUUUUGGCCGCGUGCGGCGUGAGUGCCGGCGUUGGAAGUAAAAGGCCGUUUACGCCCACCGAUUCGAUCUUAGAUAUCAUCGAUACGGAGCAGGUCGAGAGAAUGCUCGCGGCGAGAAGACGGGCCGAGGAAGCCACGGCGUCACCGACUUCCUACUUGCAGAGAAACGAACUCGGCGAAGGCAGUUCCGAAACGAUGGUCGUGUCUGCCCCCGACCAGGAGGAUGUCACCGAAAUGCCCCGUGGCGCAGCCUUCCGGAACAUCCUCAAGUCCUCGAAGAACGCGUUGAUCGUCACCAAAAAGGAGUAUCUCAAAGAGGAUUGGUGUAAAACGGAAAAGUUGAUCCAAAAAAUCCGCGAACCCGGAUGUUUACAGGCGACAGUGAUAAACAAUUUUUGUUACGGCCAGUGCAACUCGUUUUAUAUCCCGAAGGGGCCGCGGCGGCGCGAAGGAAACGACGAGCGGCCUCCGCCUGCGUUUAAGUCGUGUUCGUUUUGCAAACCGAAAAAGUUCACCUGGAUCACUGUUACGCUUCGGUGCCCGGGGCAGAACCCUCCGUUUAGGCGCAAGCGUUUACAAAAGAUCAAACAGUGCAAGUGUCUUCCGGUGGGAGUGAACUGAUGUUGGUUUUCGACAGACCCUCCUCACAGAGGCGGACAAUCGUCCAGCUCAAUCGGUGGAUCGCAUCCGAAGUAUGUGCUGAGCGCGCAAAGGUUAGGAGAUGAAAAAGGGAAGAACACUGAAGGAUGCAAUCAUAAAGUGUGACGUAAGGCGAUUUGUAAUGACAUUGUUACCUGAUGUUUUGAUUAGUAACUAUGCCUCGCUUAUUGGGGCGAGUGCGGAGUGGACUGUUGAACAUAAUUAUUCGGAUCGCGUGCUCUCAUACGUCAAUAGAGAUGACGUAAUGUGAUGCAGUGUAAUAACUUGUAAUAGAGCGGCUUCCACUGCAAGCUGUGAAGCGAGAGCUUUAAUUGUCUGUAGUGAUACUGAUUAGUUGGCUGAUGUUAGAAAACUAGUGACAGGUGACCUUGCGAUCGUUUAAGGAUUAUUUAGUACAAACGUGGCGCUGGAAAAAUCUGUGCUUGUUACGUAAUUAACGGAAAAUAUGGUGCUCGCACCGCAAUUAAAGAAGAAUCUACACGUUUCUAUUGCUACAGAAUAAGUGUGAUAUUAGUUGUAGAAAAAUCUGUAGGCGAUAUUCACAAGAACGCAACCAUGUUAUUUAUUUUAAUAUAAUUUUAUAUCAUGGUAAUAAUAAAAUAGUAGAUGUAGAUACCAAAAUACGCUUAUACGACAUAAUUUAAUGAUAACUGUAUAAAAUCGUCUUGUUAAAGGAGAUACAGAGUAAAUGUAAUUACUUAGUAUGAGUUAGAGAUAAUUCAAAUAAUAUGAUCUCUGUUUGCUCUCCAGUCUUCGCAUUUGUUUAUUUAAUAACAAUUUACAUAAUAUUGUAUUCUGUUAAACGAUGUUUGACAAGUGUAAAACAUAUCUUGCAAGAGAUAUCGUUGAGCAAACUUCGUAUUUAUUCAGUCUUUCACUGCAAAACAAAUUUGCGGUUUAUGAAAGGGCCAGGAAUGAAUGCCAGUAGAGAAUUCUGUUUUUUGAUUUGUUGUAUCAUACCUAUCCCAUCAUAUUUUUGGUUGAAUUAUAACAUAAAUAAAACAAACGAAAAAUUAACAAAUUCAAACGAUAGUUAUGUAUUUGUUGCUAUUUAUUUUUAUUAAUACAAUAUUUCUCAUUUACCUUUAGGUAUCUCGUUAAUUUCUAUGUGUUAGUGAACUGAAAUUCUUUGACUGUAUGAUACACCUAUUUUUGUUGUAAACUAUUUAUAUGUACGUUUAUAUAGCUAUGUGAAAAUUAUAACAAUAAAGGCAGUUAUAAUUAUGUGCCUACAUGGUAUACCGGUAGUACUUAGUAUGUGUUACACAUAUUGCACAUUUACUUUACAUUUGCUUAGAGUGGCCGCACACAUAAGUCUGACGCAAUAAUAUUUUCUAUAGCAAGACUUUAACAUAAGUUCUAUGGGUGUUAUUCUCAUGAUUUCGAUCUUUAGAAACUUAAUAGGUACUUACCUAAUAUUUGAAACUAAAUUAAAAAAACAACAUUAAAGCACCGUUGUUGUAUUGUUAGUCGUAUUCGAAACGAGUCUGGCAUAUACCGACAAAAUUAGAUCUAAAUACAGCCGUUAUGUAUUCAAUCAUCAAAACCUUUCAGUAUUCGAAUUCCACAAUAUUAAUUGUAAAUUGAUAAUUAUAAUUAAAAUAAUGAAUGCAUGACAGAACUUAUACCAAUUUUAAGACAAGUUAUUAUUCUUCUUUACACUAUUAACUUUUGGCUAAAGUUAGUCAGUUGGGUAAAGAGAGUUAAAUAAUAUUUUUAUACCAUCCAUACCUCAAAAGGAAAAACGGAACCCUUAUAGGAUCACUUUGUUGUCUGUCUUUAUGUCUGUGUGUCAGUCCGUCCGCCCGUCUGGUCUGUCAAGAAAACCUAUAGGGUACUUCCCGUUGACCUAGAAUCAUGAAAUUUGGCAGGUAGCUAGAUUGUUUUCAGUGGAAUGAACACCUUGGUAAUUUUGUUAUAGCCAAUUUUGUUGUAAAUUUUGUGUUCAGUGAGGACAGAUAAAAAGUCUUAUUUGGAAAUAAUAGUCUUCCUGUGUAUAGUCACUCUUUAGUAAUGCGAAAACAUCUAUCAUUUUAUAAUAUAAAUGCAGUAAUGUGAAUGUUGGUUCUCUUGCCAUUAUUCAACCUAAUUGAAUGCAGCAUAAAGAAAUUAAAAUGUUAUGUUUUACUUUACAAAACGCGUAAAUAUAUUUUGAAACUGUAAUAAAAAG
Molecule: messenger RNA, 3047 nt
Organism: Maniola jurtina (meadow brown)
Lineage: Eukaryota; Metazoa; Arthropoda; Insecta; Lepidoptera; Nymphalidae
Product: gremlin-1-like
Exons: 2
Coding region: 146-838 (230 amino acids)
Biological process (GO): animal organ morphogenesis
Molecular function (GO): receptor ligand activity; BMP binding
Source: RefSeq, a predicted model, not a curated record